Molecule: messenger RNA, 309 nt
Organism: Symbiodinium natans
Lineage: Eukaryota; Dinophyceae; Suessiales; Symbiodiniaceae
Source: the annotation of a GenBank genome assembly
AUGGCUCGAGCUGGGCUGCUGCUCCUCGGCCUGCUCCCGGUGUCCGCCGUGCCGGGAGGAUGUCCAGCAGGAUUCGGCCGGCCUGUGCGGGGCAGUCCGUGCAUGAUCUGCCCCGAGGGGACGUACAGCCCCGAAGGGGAGAUGCUCUGCCAGAGAUGUACAGCUGGUACCUGGAGCGACAUUCGCGGAGCAAGUAAGGUGGAGGAGUGCCACAAGUGCUCCGAGGGCACGUGGAGCAGCCAGGAGGGGGCUAUCUCACCUGAGGCGGACCUGUCAACCGAACGAUCAGUGACCAAGUCAGUCUCAUGA